CCACGAUACUACAACGACAGAGUGAGCGAUCUUAAACGAUAUAACAUCUUCAUAGUGUUCUCACCAUCACUUGCUGUUUAUCAAGAAGUUUACAGGAUACGUUUUCAAGAUGUCGGUGACAUCGAGUGCUUUUUCUUCGCCAAGGAGCAGUACGUCUGAAAACUUGCUUCAUCUCGAACUUGACGAACAUUACGAUAUUCUGAAGGACUUGGGCAGUGGAACGUACGGAAAGGUGGUCUUAGCCGAAUGCAAGGACACGCAGACCAAAGUCGCUUUAAAACUCAUAGCAAAAUCCGGUACGAAAUUCAUUGACUUUCAACGUGAGUUCUUCUACACGUACUACCUGUCACCUCACAGGUCAAUCGUGAACACUUUCGAUGUUUCCUUCGAGACAGCUGAUCACUUUGUGUUCGCACAGGAAUACGCGCCACUUGGGGAUCUUUUUGACAUUAUCACACCCAUGGUUGGACUUUCUGAAUACAUUGCCAAAAACGUUAUGCGACAAGUCGCAUCAGCAUUGGAAUUUAUGCACAGCAAAAGUCUGGUUCAUAGAGAUAUCAAGCCCGAAAACAUUCUUAUCUUCGAAAAGGACUGCAGCAGAAUUAAAAUUGUUGACUUUGGUAUGACCCGAAAAGUUGGUACAAUGGUCAGAAAAACGAACCAGAGUAUUCCAUAUUCGCCGCCCGAGGUUUGUGAGGCUGUGCGGAACGAGAACUACAGUGUUGAGUGCAGUGCAGAUGUUUGGGGUGCAGCAGUGCUUCUCUUCUGUAUGGUCACGGGCAACUUCCCUUGGGAAAAUGCCAAUAUCGGUGAUGCUUACUACAACGAAUUCAGCUUGUGGCAGCGUCGCAAGACGCUGAGAAUACCGUCCCAGUGGCGACAGUUUUCGCCGAGGCUCAUGCGCCUGUUCCGGAAAAUGCUCGAACAAAAACCAGAGAAGCGGUGCGGAAUAAAGGAGGUCAACAAGUACAUGGACGACAUGUGGACGGUGAGAAGUAAGGUCAGAAGCCGUGGUGCAAGCGAGGAUGGCUUGGCAUGUAACAUGGACGAUGGACAGUUAGACGCAUUGACGGACAUGUUAAAAAAAUACGGAAUCGAUACGAAAAUUAACAAACAGUUCAGGAAAAAACGAGUGUGUGACUGGGUUAUGUCAACGUGAGGAAAGCCUCGUCAAUGGAUACUGCUCACUCGGACAUUCCAAGGUGUUUUGCUUCUUUAGGACUUAGGCUUUAUACUGCUGGCUGAUUCAUGCGUCCAGAACAGUGGCAUCCGUAAAAUGUUGCGGACAAAAACUGUGUCAGUUUAUGAGAUUUGAAACGUUUGUGCUCUGCAUAUAUUGGUGCUAUUCAAAGAACUCGGACUGGUUCGGUUGUCAAUAACUCAUUUCUCCUCAAACAUUUUUUUGCGAAAAUGCAAAUUUUAUAUCAUUAUUUUAUUCUUUAUGUUGCUGCAGGUGUCAGCUGAUCGUGAACAUUUUGUUUUCUUAAGAAAUUGUCACGAAUCCCAAAAAUGAAUCGGCGCAAACUUGAAAAUUUGGCGGUUUACUGUAGCCUAAUGUGCGGUAACUCACUGACUGAACAAGUUAAGAUAUUUAGAUUUCUUUUAAUAUCGUUGUAUUUCCCUGGGAAGACAAUUAACAAAUUUUUCUCGUACUGUAAGGGUUAAUAGCAAAUUUAAAGGCCAGGUUUUACGUUACUACAUUGUAGUGUCGACAGUUUCAUCUCUUGACUUUGCUUCUUUUGGGAAACUCCCUCGCUCUUUGUGACGUCAUUUACAAAAGUGACUAACAAUGACGAACAAGGUGUAAUCCUUUAACAAAGAACAGGUUGCAAGGCAACUCAUUGUCAUAACCAGUCUGUCGGAAAUGAUGUAAUUCGUUUUGAAUCAUCAUAUAACCGAGUCAUGACUCCGAGAGUAAGGUAAUCCCCUAAGGAAUCCUAUAAACCAGUCAUAGAAACUCUGCUGACGUCUCCUCCGAUGGCCACCAUCGACAUUCUUUCGCAGACACGUGGUUGUCAUAGCGACCGAAAUGAAAGCAUAAUGCUAAGCAUAGUCAGUGAACUACAUCAUUAUGAUAGAAAUGUUUUUCAUUUGAUAGCGUUAAGAACAUUAUACAAUUAUGAAUUAUUUCAAAAGGCUGCCGUAAUGUACAGAAAUGUGGAAAAAGUUGAAAACGAAUCAGCAGCCUACUCAAAGUCCCAACUAUUUUUUUUUAGAUUCGAUUCCUUUUUGAUUCGAAUUAUUUCUUUCCAAGACAUAUUCAAACGUCAACAGCCUACUCAAAAUAUCAAAGGAAGGGACUUCUGAUUUCAAAUUAAAAGCUGAAUAAUUUCAUUCGUUAAUUUUUUUGCGAGAAUAUUAUAAAGGUCAACAUGAGUGAAAAAGGCUUGCAUUUAUGAGGAAUGGUCUUCAAAUGUUGUAUGUUGCUUUACGUGUUAGAGCAUAGUCAUAGAAAUUUCAAUUUCAUUCAUGUAACAAUUGUCCAUCAAAUGACAAACGCUUCUACAUUACAAUGAAAACCGCAGGUGUAUCAAGAUAUGAAUCAUGCUGUCUGCCACUUAACAUGCAUCAUAGCAAUUACUCACAACAAUUCAUUUAUAGUCUUACUAAUACCAAUAUCCAACUAUUUGAAUUAGUAAUAGAAUUUAAUGGAAUCCCAUUUGAAUAAGCGAUAGCAUUAAACGGAAUCUAACUGCUAAUGCAUUCUCUGAAUUUCGAAUCUAACGGUCUACGAAUUCAUUGCCACGAUCAAUAUGUACUACCUUGUUAACCUACCUGCUACCGCGUCACUUCGCCUGUGCAUGCAUACCAGAUUACAAUGAUAUCACAUCACUGCCAUCUCUAUAGCGUUCGCUUUCGUCAUCAGCUAGCUGCUGAGGUUACAGAAUCCAGGAAAAGACUGCGCAUUGAUUGAUCACGUUUAGCAACAGUAUUACGUGUAUGAAAAUCUAUAGGUCUGAAUCAUAUCAAGGCUACGUAAUACGACAAGCGUCACGUCAUACGUUCCUGUGUUAUUUCUGGUCACAUAUCUUUUUGAUGCUGCAAUGCAAAGGUAGAAGAUCUACCUUAUUUUUGAGGGUUUUUUUUCAAAUGGAGAGUUAACUCAGAUACGGAAAACAAGCCCUUUUAAUCCUAACUUUCUGAUUUUAAAGCAUAAUGACAGUUCAAGUUUUUAACAAUACAGAACAAUGUUUAACUUUCUAUGGCUACUCUUUUAGUUGGCACUAAAAGGGGGUCACUUACCAAAAAAUGGUUUCAAAAAACGAUUUAGAAAAAAAUAAGUCUUACAUCGGUUUGAGGACAGAAUUCUUUUUUAGCUGAAAGUUGUUAAAUGAUGGUUGAACAAUUAUUUGUAUAACUUUAUAACUUUCAAUAUAAAACAGUAUAUACAUGUACUUUGGUUUUCGAAUUUCGACAUUUGCUGAUGAAUUCGGUCCUCUCAAAAACGGUCCGUGAGAGGUAGAUGUUGAGAGUGGAUGCCAAUAACAGUGUCUAUUUUGAGCAUCUGGUUUUUAAUUUUGAAAUAUAUGGCAGUUUUUAACAUUUCUCCUUUUCCCAUCCUUGUAAAGUGUGUUUCAGUCUGACUAGAAUCUGGAAAUAUGUACAUUUAUAAUCAUUUCUGCAUUUGCCUUUCUUCAAGUUAGAAUGAAACACAUUACUCCAGUAUUUGCAUGGAACAAUACAUGUAUUUUGUAUUUCAUACUUUUAUAACCUCAUUCAUAAUUUCAUUCCGAAUUUCCGAAACUGAACAACGGGAUCGGGUUGCUUUGCGUUGGCAUCGAAAUUAAAAAAUAGAUCUGUAUUAUUUUUUUCUAAAAGGAUUUCACACUGUAUUAUAGUCAUGUUUAAAAUACUCCAAAUUGGAGGAUAACAAAUGCUAUCUGAUUGUUUGCUCAGUUCGGAAGUUGCAUGAACCCAGAGGAGUUGCAUACACAUGAGGUCAUGUCCGCUAUUUCUAUGUAUCACGCAGUCGUAUCGAAAAUGAGUUUUUUUCUAUUAAAAAGAAUUGAGACAACUUUCUCUUCUAAUUUAAAAAUAACCCACUGGAAAGCUGGCUAAGUUAAAAAUACAUGACCUUCAGGACUUGCAUUUCCUUUGGUGUUUCUCAUUCAUUAUAAAGCCAUUCGCACAUUCCUUUCAUCAACUGUCAUUCAUAAUGCGUCCAUUUUAUAAACAUGACACGAUAGAAUAUUUUCAAAUUAAUCAUAUCAA
Molecule: messenger RNA, 4212 nt
Organism: Lineus longissimus
Lineage: Eukaryota; Metazoa; Nemertea; Pilidiophora; Heteronemertea; Lineidae
Product: serine/threonine-protein kinase SBK1-like
Exons: 1
Coding region: 110-1159 (349 amino acids)
Biological process (GO): peptidyl-threonine phosphorylation; peptidyl-serine phosphorylation
Molecular function (GO): protein serine/threonine kinase activity; ATP binding
Source: RefSeq, a predicted model, not a curated record